Molecule: messenger RNA, 691 nt
Organism: Moneuplotes crassus
Lineage: Eukaryota; Ciliophora; Spirotrichea; Euplotida; Euplotidae
Source: the annotation of a GenBank genome assembly
GUGAUCUUAUUAAUUAAGAAAAGAUAUGGAAUCGGGUGGAUCUACUGAAGUCGAGCUAUUCUCUUAUUGGAGAUCAAGUUGCAGCUACAGAGUUAGAAUAGCUUUGAACCUUAAGGGAAUUAAAUAUGAAUACAAGGCUGUUAAUCUUGUUAAGGAUGGAGGGGAGCAAAAGUCAGAGGAUUACCUCAAAAAGAAUCCUCAAGGAUUUGUUCCAGCAUUAGCUAUUGAUGGCCAUACUCUUUGUGAGUCACUCCCAAUCUGCGAGUACUUAGAUGAGAAUCAUACAGGAGAUAGAAAUCUCUAUCCUACUGAUCCUUUCUUGAAAUAUAAGUGCAGACAGAUUUGUGAGAUUAUCAAUAGUGGAACUCAACCCUUACAAAAUCUUGCUGUGUUAAAGAAGAUUAAAGUGGACUUUGGAGGAGACAUGAAUGAGUGGUCAAAAUUCUAUAUUACUAAAGGACUCAAGUCAGUUGAAGCAGUUCUUGCUGACACAAAGGGAAAAUACUGUAUCGGUGAUGAACCAACGGUAGCAGACUGCUUCCUUGUUCCCCAAAUCUACAACGCGAACAGAUUCGAAGUCGAUAUGACUCAAUUCCCACUUAUCAACGAGAUCCAUGAGAAUCUCAAGGAAUUGCAGGAGUUUAAGGAUGCUCACCCAGAUGUUAUGCCAGAUGCUCCAAAAGAUUCUUAA